Molecule: messenger RNA, 1956 nt
Organism: Meyerozyma guilliermondii ATCC 6260
Lineage: Eukaryota; Fungi; Ascomycota; Pichiomycetes; Serinales; Debaryomycetaceae
Exons: 1
Coding region: 1-1956 (651 amino acids)
Cellular component (GO): VCP-NPL4-UFD1 AAA ATPase complex
Molecular function (GO): polyubiquitin modification-dependent protein binding
Source: RefSeq, a predicted model, not a curated record
AUGUCGUGGUCCUUAUCGCCCCAAGUUCUGAAAGGUCCCAGGUGCUCAGACAAGGCUAUAUUUCCCCCUUCUGUGCUUGCUGAUGUCAUAGAUAGACUCGGAGAUGAUCUCCCGCACCCGCUUAUAUUUCGACUAUAUUCGGAAAAUCAACAAAUCUAUGUUGGAGUUCUCGAGUUUUCUGCUCCAGAAAAUGCCAUUAUUCUUCCUGAAAUCGUGUUCAGCAAGCUCUCGCUGGAGCCAGUAACGGCAGAGCUAGUUGUGGAUAUCCCAAAGGGCACAGAACUCUCGUUAAAGCCACUACAAUUCUACCCACAAGUUCACAACUGGAAGUUCUUCUUAGAGUCCAGACUUCCAAAACUAUAUACGACGCUUACGAAACACGAAAAACUUCUUGUGGAGGACGAGAACGGAGUCUAUGAGCUCUUUGUUGAAAAUCUCAAUGCCAAUACCGUUUGCAUCACCGACACAGAAAUGGUUCUCGAUGUGGUACCGCUAGAUAAUGUCAUGGCACAACAACAGCUCGAGUUCUCCAAAGCCAUCAGCUACCUAGAGGAAGCUACCCUGUUGCAUUUGGGAGGUUCUGUUUCCGUGGAUAUCGAACCUUUCAACUCUCCACAGUUUAAGACCCGGAUGUUCGAAAUCGACGUCAAAGAAUUCCAAAAAGUCCACAAAUCCAAAUUGUAUAUCGUCUUGGAAAGUACCUCACCUCCAUACAACUCAGACGUCGUGAUUGGAACCGACAAAUUUGUAGGAAUGGAGUGUUUUCGAUGGUCUUCCAUGGAUAUACCCGAUGACGUUGAUCGCAAAAUUGUUGCAAUAGAUCCAGAUACCGUCACUGAUAAUUACUUGUAUGUGGUUCCCUUUGCAUGGGAGUCGCCUUGUACGGUCAAGUUAUCUUUGACAUCAACUAUAUCUCAAAAAGAAGUACCACAAAAUUCAACUGUAUCUCAAGUACCACAAGAUAUUUGUUCUAAUUGUGGAAAAGCCAUUGCAAAGGAAAAGAUGCCACUUCAUCAGGCGCAUUGUUAUCGUCAUAAUGUUAGGUGUGAAUGUGGUUCUGUGUUUCCUGAGAAAAUUCCACCAGAUCAUUGGCAUUGUGAACAAUGCUCAGCCCACGGCAAUAGUGCGGUAUCGAAGUCUAAGCACAAUAAAAUGAACCAUAUGGGACCUUAUAAGUGUGAUAAAUGUGGAUUUGGAAGCUUUACAACAUUCGUGGAGUUAGUUACAACACACAAGGCCAUAGACUGUCCUGAAAAACUACACGAAUGUCAAUUCUGUCAUAUGAUUGUUCCUCAGGAAGAAUCGACCUACCAGGAUCGAUACUUGGGGCUCACACACCACGAAAACUGGUGUGGGAACAAGACAGUAGAAUGCUUCAGAUGCAACAAGGUGUUGCGAUCAAAAGAUAUGAGCAACCAUCUUCAGAUGCACGAGUUGGACAAGAUGGAAAUGAACCAGGCCACAAAGUUGAUGUUCACAAAAUGCUCCAAUAUGAACUGUGUCAACAUCAAAGAUUCCAGCAACAUACUUGGAAUGUGUUCUACGUGCUACGGUCCUUUCUAUGUUCAGCAACAUGAUCCGACGAACAUAAAACUACAAUCGAGAAUAGAGCGUCGGUAUAUGUUACAGCUUACCAAAGGGUGUGGUUUCAGCUGGUGUCAGAACCAGGAGUGCUGCAGUGGUGUUUCGCCAAAACUUUCCGUAAAGGAAGCCAUUGAAAGGGUGCGAAAUCACUUAUUACCCAAAGUUGCAAAACUACCAAUUAACAUAGACAAGAGUAUCAAUACGGAGGUUUGGUUCUGUGUCAACGAAUCUGUACAAAGAAGAAAGAUUAUGGUGGACGCAAUUCUUUCUGAGAGAGAGUAUGACGAAGCUCUAGUAUACAAAGCAGCCAAUGAAGAGCGAAACGACGGAAUCCGAGAAUGGUUGCAAAUUCACGCAGUCAAGACAAACUAA